Molecule: messenger RNA, 4731 nt
Organism: Plasmodium coatneyi
Lineage: Eukaryota; Apicomplexa; Aconoidasida; Haemosporida; Plasmodiidae
Product: Sexual stage-specific protein kinase
Exons: 1
Coding region: 1-4731 (1576 amino acids)
Biological process (GO): protein phosphorylation
Molecular function (GO): ATP binding; protein kinase activity; protein binding
Source: RefSeq, a predicted model, not a curated record
AUGAAUGAGCUCUCCCCGGGGGUGUCGAGAAAACUGUUUUGGAAUUCGGACAAAUUAUUUUAUGAUAACAUACGGAAUUUAGAUGAGAGACUAAACGUGAAUAACAAUUUUAACGAGAACAAAUAUGAGGAGCUGUAUCGUGAGAAGUAUGCAAGGAAUAAAAGGAGGUUUAAGACCGAGCCACCUAAAAAUAUCAGUGAGCAAGGAAGUUCCCAAUUUUACCCGUCUUUUUUUAACAGCAUAUUUAAGAGUUUAUCGAGGAAUGUGAUUUACAGUGGGGAGGAUAAACAAAGUGAGGAAGAUGAGGAGGAAAAAAAAAAGACUUCUUCGAGACAUUCAAACAAAUCGAAGAAUGUUAAACUUCCCCAUUUGGCCAAAGGGGACAGUCGAUGUGGUAGCGGAAUGAGUAGAAACAGCGUUACGUAUCGGAAGGGCGAUUUGGAUGAAAAUACGGACGGGGGUAGAUCUGGUGGGCGCAGAAGGUACACAUAUGGGAGCAAGAGGAGCGCCACUAGCUCGGAGGAAUCACAAACGGAUGGAGAAUCUGGAGAGAUGAGCAGUGAUGAAUAUCGAACCGGUGAAUAUAGAACCGGUGAAUACCGCAGUGGGGGGGUGCCCAGGGAAGGUACCAAGAGUAUGGAACAGAACCGAAGUGAGGGGAAAACCGCCAAGAGGGCAAAACUUGUAAACAGUGACGUCAUUUCGGAUGUCUUCCUGAAGAAGAACGUGAAGAGUCUAGUGGUUCACGACACGGGAGGAAUAGACAUCGAACUGAUCGAAAAUGAGAACCCAGAGUUUCUGUACCAUACCUACACGGGGAACAGAAUAUCAAACAUGUAUUAUGCGUAUGACGAUUCUAUAAGGAGCAAAGAAUAUUGUGAUGAUAAGAAGAUAAAUAGGUUUAAUUCGUCCUUCUCUAGAAAAGAAAAUGCAACUGUGCGGGAGUCUACAUCGGGAGAAGGUUGUCCCGUGGGGGAAUUCAUCCCAGGGGAGGUUAACCCAAGGGGGUCAUCAGUAAAGGGAUCUUCUACAUACAGUGGAAGAAGAGAAAACAAGCAAAGUACAACACAUUUUAAAUCAGAGUUUUCCACUGACAGUAACAAUAGUAAGCGCUGCGAUGAGCAGAGCUAUACUAAGAAAUGUGAGGUGGAAGAAAAGGUCUCCAGUUGGUCCAACGAGGCAUAUAAUUAUGAUAGCUGCAACACAUAUGAAGGGAACAGAAAUAAGGGAACUUCCAACUGGUCUGGGGAACGAAACAAAAUGUUCGAUUCUUAUUCGUCUGUGUCCAGCGUAUCUGUAAAUACAUCAGAGAAGGAAAAGGGAAGGAAGUACCACUACAUUGGGGAAACGAUAAACAACGUCCGAAAUGGAUGGGGUAUGCUAAUAUAUAACGAUCGAGUCAUAUUUGAAGGGGAAUAUAAAAUGAACAAUGCGAUUGGGUACUUUAUUAAGUACAAUGAAUAUUCGACGGAGAUUGGGUUCAGGAGUCCUCUGAGUAUUAAAUCUGUUGUCAUCAUGAGCGACAGCGAUAAUUUCAUUGUACAGAACAGAUGUGAGAAUCUAGAAUCUGUAAAAAGUGACGAAUUGGGAGCUAGCCAAAAUGGCGCCCCAAAAUUGGAAAAUAACGACAGCAUGGAGGUAGAUAUUAAGGGGAAGAAUGAUGGAUUAACAUGUGAAGAAAAUGUUGGAACAGUGUGUGAAAAUAAAAGCUACAUGGAGAAGGCAGAACUGAACCUGUACUGUCCGCAAAAAUUUCCAACGAUAAGUAACUACACAGGCUUAUCCGAUUUUAGGAGGACACCCGGUGUCUUUACCACGCCUAACAGUACUAAAUUGCACAAAGAAAAUGUUCUCAUGAAUAAUCUGCUGAACAGUAUAAAGGAGAGUGAGUGUUCUCCCCAAAAAAAGGAACAAGGAGGGAAGGCCAAAAAUUUAGCCGUCGUUUCUAGCUACAUUAGAAGAAACAGUAAACAUAAGACAACCCCUGCGAGGUCCAUCAAUUAUCUGAAGCCACCCAUGAUGCAUCUGAUAAAAAAUAAUAUUAUUCUAAAUAGGAACUCCUUCCUGAAGAAUGAUAAACCAGCCUCCUCCAGGAAGAGGAGGGAACAGAAAACGACCAUGCAUUGCUCCAGCCCAAUGAGCAUCAUCGUGACGUCGUUCGAUACGGAUGAGGAAUCGGGCUCCUCCGGAAAUGACCCACAUGGGGAAAGUAACCAAAAUGAGGAGAAUGAAAAUGAGGGAACUCCCUCAGUGGAAAACGCUACUACGAGGAGCUGCACUCAGUCAGUCACUGUGUUCUCGGAGCGCGGUGCGGAAGUAGUGCACCAGAAAGAGUUUGACGUUGGCGACAUGAAGAACAAUGGAUUGACAAUUUUGCAGCUAGAGAACAACAAUGAUGUGAAGGGAAUUCAUUCGGUGAAGGAAGAUGAUGAGGGGACUCAUUUUGCGAACGAUGAGGAGAAGGGGGAGGCUGCUAUUGAAGGAAGCGUCGAUGCUUACAGGGAGGAUACGAAUAAGUACACGGAUGGGAAGACUAACAAAGAUGUGGAGAGAGCUGAUGUGCCUAUGACGGGGGAGGAGGCUGAGCGGAGCGCGCACUUCACGAACGAUUCGUCAGACGAGGGGGAGGCAGAGGCAGAGUCGAAUGGGCAGAACAAGCUGAACAUUGUUAUAACCGACGAGUACAGAAAUUUGUUAUGCGAUAAUAUCAACAAUGACAAUUUUGUGAUAAAAAAUAACGAAAUUAGGACGUUCGAGGAGUUCAUAGAGAAGCAGGAGUAUGAAGGUGGGGGGGGAAAGGAUCAAUGGAGGGAGGCCAUGCGGGAUCCAGGCGAAGGUGACGUGUCAAGUGUGAGAACAACCUUCGAGGGAGACCCCCCCAAGUGUAACACAGAGGAGAAGGAAGAAAACGUGAAAAAGGAACAGGAUGAGAAGAAGGAGCAGGAUGUGAAAAAGGAACACGAUGAGAAGAAGGAGGAGGUGCAUUUUGGCCACCCCGAUAAGGCAUACAUAAGAAGGCGCCUCCGAGGAGCGACCUUCCCAGAAACGCAUGACGAUAGACAGAAGAAUUGUUUCCUCUUCAUAGACGAUUACUUAACUUCAAACGAUGACAAAUUCAAUUUAAUAAAUCAGGACGUGAAAUUGAGGGCAUCAGAUUAUAAUAAAUGGUCCGUGAAUAUGCUAUAUAAUUUUUUAAAAAUGAUAGGAUUAAAGAAGGAAGCCUAUUUGUUUAAGAUUCACAAGAUAAGGGGGUACCACAUUCUUAAACUGACAGACAAGGAAUUGAAAAGACUGAACAUAAAUAAUUCUUAUGUUAGAAAAUUCGUCUUGUCUGUUUUUCGAUUUUUAGUAAAUUCUAUGGAUAGUGCGGAUCCUCUAUCUUUAAAUUUUAACACGAAUAGAAAAUUCUCAUUUAAUGAAAUACAGACGAUUUGCAAUAGUGAUAUUAUGAUACUGAACAAAGUUGGGGGGGGGAGUUAUGCGCAGGUUUUUAGGGCAAGAUAUAGAGGAAAGUACGUGGCGUGUAAAUUGUUUUUGUACAACCCGAAGGAUAUGAGUGAAGAGAGCUAUUGCGAGAGUUAUAUUUCCACGCCUCGGUCGAGUCACAAAUAUAUUUUCCCGAAAAUAACCCCCAGUUUAAGCACAUUCGGUGAACAACACUUUAGUGACAAACCACUACUACCUUCAACGGAGGGGGGAAUGGACACGGGGGAGGCAGCAAAUCAUCCUGGUGGUAACCACAUGGGGGUUAUGCAGUCUACCCAACGGGUGCGGUGUGAUAGUGGAGGAGGAUCAACCGAAGGGGAAGACCUACACAGGGAAGACUCCCCAAAGGAGCACUCCCCGAAGGAACAUUCCCCCUAUGGAUUGGCCACGCAGAAGAAAGGCAAUGAAGGAGACGCCCCCAAUGCUAAUAGCACCUCCUACACACUACAGAGAAAUAAGAAAAUAAAAAAAAUGGCCAACUUGGAAAUUUUCAGAUAUUUCCCCACCCCAGUGAAGUACCGCAAUUACGAAGCGAAGAUUCUCUACUCUCUACAGGAGUGCAGUUAUGUGAUAAAAUUACUAGGAGUGUGUAGUCUAAGAGAGGGGGAAGAGUCCCUCAUUUUACAGUACUGUUCUGGGGGAAGCCUGGAAAAGUACAUAUACAUGGAUGAGAAGAAAAAGAACAGUGCAUACACGCGUUAUCUGUCAAGACCCCAAAUUGUAAAAAUAUUUCAACAAGUGGCAGAAGGAAUGCACAACGUGCACUCAAAACAUUUUUUCCACAGGGACCUAAAACUUUCAAAUAUUUUGCUGGACGGUAAUCAGGAUGCCGUCAUUUCCGACUUUGGAUUGUCGACUCAUUUUUCUUUAAAUGAUAGCCCUACUGCAUAUGCCAUGUAUGGAAACAUAUUUUAUGCAGCCCCGGAGGUUUUAAAAGGGGAAGGUUUUUUUAAAGAAUCCGAUGUGUGGUCUUUUGGGGUUAGUUUAUGGGAAGCCUUAACAAGAAAGAUUGCAUACGAUGGAAUGUCUGCUUCAGAAAGUUUUUGCAAAAUUUCUUCUGGGGAGUUGGUCCUUCCCAUUCCCAGGGACCUUCCCUUGGAGUUGUCCGAAUUGCUGAAGAGCAUGUUGGAGUACGACUUUACCAAGCGGCCGCUCUUCGACGUGAUAGCGAGGCGGCUGGAACGCAUUCGGCUGGAGGCCGAGCAGAAGCUGCACGUGGACAUCCACUCCUUCUUCGAUGGGUAG